AUGCCGUUUGCUGGUUUAGUCUCAGCUUGGAACAAGCGCCGGAGAAGCAAGUCUGAGGAUCAUAUUAAUCCUUGGAUUUAUAAGCCCGUGGAAUGCUGGCAGAUUGAGGAUAGAUUUCGACCUACAAAAAGACACCAUGGAUCAUCAGUAUACACACUUAAGGAAAUGGAGGUGGCAACCAACUCUUUUAGCGAUGAAAAUCUGCUAGGAAAAGGAGGAUUUGGUCGAGUAUAUAAGGGCACUUUGAAGUCCGGAGAGGUUGUAGCAAUCAAAAAAAUGGAUCUACCUUCAUUCAAAGAAGCAGAAGGAGAAAGGGAAUUCCGUGUGGAGAUUUCAGACUUUGGUCUUGCGAAGGUGAUGCCAGAAGGCCAAGAAACAUGUGUAACAGUUAGAGUUCAAGGCACUUUUGGCUACUUUGACCCGGAAUAUACAUUGACAGGGAAACUGACUUUACAAAGUGAUGUAUAUGCAUUUGGCGUCGUUCUGCUGGAGCUUUUGACUGGACGGAGGGCAGUUGACCUACACCAAGGACCAAAUGAUCAGAACUUGGUAUUGCAGCUUAGGAAUAUAUUGAAUGACAAGAAAAGGUUGAGGAAGAUCACUGACCCCAAUAUGACCAGAAGUUCUUAUACAAUGGAGUCUAUAGCUAUGUUUGCAAGUCUGGCAUCACGCUGUGUUAGGAGUGAUAGUAUGGAACGACCCUCAAUGACAGAAUGCGUGAAGGAGCUCCAACUUAUUGUCUACACAAAUUCGAAAGGGCUCGGGAUGACCAUGCAUGCUCUCCGGAUGAUUUGA
This is a messenger RNA of Oldenlandia corymbosa var. corymbosa, 795 nucleotides long. The record is from the annotation of a GenBank genome assembly. Lineage: Eukaryota; Viridiplantae; Streptophyta; Magnoliopsida; Gentianales; Rubiaceae.